CCCUCUCCCCAACUUGGAGAUACAGUCAUGUCACUAAAUCAGUAUAUACUGAGGCAUCUGUUAGAAUUCUUCACCCUAGAGCGUUGCUGGAGGCUGGCCUUCCCAAGUUGAUCGUGUUGAUGAAAUUGUGCCCUAUAGAUUGAAUGACUGUAAUGUUUCUCAGUUGAAGGAAAAGUGAGUUAACCAAAGGGUAAUAGCUUCAAGAUAAAGAGACAAAAUGCAAAAAGCUCUUUCUGUAAGUGCGUUGGUAAGGUUGCAGCCUUUCCAAACACUUGGGUGCAAUGGGGCCAUAUCUACAGAGAAAUGAAGCAUCUAGAGCCCCUAAUAACAGCACUUUGGCCUGAAAGGAGGUUUGGAAACUCUUGGCAUCUCACGCAGGUUGAUUAGACCAGAUCAGAAAGUACUGAUCUGAACCUCAUUUUCCUCUUUUGUGAAAUAGAACAGUUGAAUAUAUGGUGGUUUUGAAAGCCAGGGUAGAAAAACGCUUGCAGGCGCCCUUACUUCCGUGUUGCUUCAUACUCUUUUUGCGCAUGCGCCAUUUCCUUGGAGCCGAGGCGGGGCCGACAAUCCGGUUUUAGGAGCCCUCCAGUGCUUAGCUCGUUUAGAAUGCGAGACUCUAAGCUUAUUGGAGGCCAGCUUGCUUUACGGCUCAAGGCUGCUUUUUGCGGCAUUUUCCGGCUUCCCAUUCACUUCGCAGUGAAGAUGGCGUCCGGCAGCGGGACAAAAAACUUGGACUUUCGCCGAAAGUGGGACAAAGAUGAGUAUGAGAAGCUCGCCGAGAAGAGGCUCACGGAAGAGAGAGAAAAGAAGGAUGGAAAACCAGUGCAGCCAGUCAAGCGGGAGCUUCUCCGGCAUAGGGACUACAAGGUGGACCUGGAAUCCAAACUCGGGAAGACAAUUGUCAUUACCAAGACCACGCCACAAUCUGAGAUGGGAGGAUAUUACUGCAAUGUCUGUGACUGUGUGGUGAAAGACUCUAUCAACUUCCUGGAUCACAUUAAUGGAAAGAAACAUCAGCGAAACCUAGGCAUGUCUAUGCGUGUGGAACGUUCCACCUUGGAUCAGGUAAAGAAACGCUUUGAAGUCAACAAGAAGAAGAUGGAAGAGAAGCAGAAAGAUUAUGAUUUUGAGGAAAGGAUGAAGGAGCUCAGAGAAGAGGAGGAAAAGGCCAAAGCCUACAAGAAAGAGAAACAGAAGGAGAAGAAAAGGAGGGCUGAGGAGGACUUGACAUUUGAGGAGGAUGAUGAAAUGGCAGCUGUGAUGGGCUUCUCUGGUUUUGGUUCCACCAAGAAGAGUUACUGAGGCUUUCUAUGCCUGGCUUUUUGCUGGGCCUAACUUUGUGUGUGUGGGCAUCAUUUUUUGGGAGGUACUUGGGAAAUCCUUAAGAGUGGCAAUGGGGAGGGCUAGAGGGUGGGUGUUUGUGGUUGCCCUCUGCCUUGGGAGAGAGCACAGGAUGCAGAGGAAUACUCUGUGGCAUAUUCCUUCAGCCUCAGUAUAUCACUGGAGUCACAGGACCUCUGACCAUCCAAGUUCCCAAUAAAGAAAAACCUCCUCUUCUGAGGCUGCUUUCCUGAAACUCUCCCUGCAUCUUUCCCCCUCUCUUCAUCUCUUCAUUCUCUUAUCUGAACAUCCUACAUUUAUCCUGUGUUCUGCCUUUGUUUUAAUUUUGACUCUUGUUUAGCCUACAGCAGAAAGGUUCUCUGGGUCCCCACUUUCCAGUUGAUAACAUAUCCUUGACUGACCCCUGCUUUCCCCAUUCUCCCCUCACUUCCCACCUCCCCCGCCGUGGUUCUCUGGCCACUGUGCAUGCAUGUGUACCUCUGCCUGGGUCAGUGGUGUGUGCAGGUGUGUGUGCAUGAAUCUGUCACAUAGAGGGAGCCUGAGCAAGAGCUUCAGAGCAUUGCUGCCUUGGAGCCUGGUUAUCUCGGCUUCCUCAGAGCAUGUAACAGGAAAUUAAACGGGAUGAGUGUUUGGUGUGGUAUUUGUCUGCUGAGUUUUUUAACCUUUGUUUUUCACAUGUAGACUGUUCACCUUUUCCUGUUUGUUUGAUUUUAUUGAGGAUUGUUUUUGUCUUCCUUGUAAGCAGGCUCUUGGAAGAACCUGUUUGAUGCAAAAAAGAAAAAGGAGAAAACCUCAUAUGGGAGCCCUUGGGUCUCAGAGGCUGUUCAACAUGUAUAAUAAAUGGCAUUGACUGGGCCUAUUUCAUAUUUGGUGGGAACAUUCCAUAUUCUUCCCUGUGUAUUGUUUUUUCUUUCCCACACUUACUCUUUUGAAAUUGUCCCUUCAUUUGAGCCCUGUCACUUUUUUUCUAGGUUCCUUCAACAUGAGUUCUAUUUUCCUCUGAUGGGAUCUGUGUCUGGAGGAGUCUGAACAAAACUUUUCCUGUAAUUUUAGCCUCCUUUAAUCUUUUAUUUUUGGAAUAGCAGAGCUCAGGGCUGAAAGCUUAGUGUUUUCCUUACUAUCUGCUGUUAGGCUAGGCACAGGGUUACUCAGUUUUUGCACUGUUGACAUUUUGGACUGGAUAAUUCUUUGUUGUGGGUGCUCCCUUGUGCAUUGCAGGAGGUUUAGAGUAUCCCUAGCCUCUGCUCGCUAGAUGCUAGCAGCAUCUCCUCUCCAAGUUGGGACAACUAAGGAUAUCUGUGUCUCCCAGAGUGGGGUGGGGUAGAAUUCCUCCUCCCAGCCCCACUGAGAGCCUUUGAGAAGCUGCCUUCCCUUUGGUCUAAUUUGAGAAUUAGAUGGCACAGACUGGUUAAUAACUAAAGCCAAAACAACUUUGAUAUUCCCUGGGUCAGGUACUGUGCCAGGUCCCAGGGAUGCAGGGGGGGAAUAAAAGCCCCUUAAAUUAAAAAAAAAAAAAAACCAAACA
This is a messenger RNA of Vicugna pacos (alpaca), 2866 nucleotides long. It is a transcript of the gene ZMAT2, whose product is annotated as zinc finger matrin-type 2. The record is from RefSeq and is a predicted model, not a curated record. Gene Ontology annotation, molecular function: zinc ion binding; nucleic acid binding. Gene Ontology annotation, biological process: mRNA splicing, via spliceosome. Lineage: Eukaryota; Metazoa; Chordata; Mammalia; Artiodactyla; Camelidae. Gene Ontology annotation, cellular component: U4/U6 x U5 tri-snRNP complex; spliceosomal complex.